Messenger RNA from Peronospora matthiolae, 1116 nucleotides. The record is from the annotation of a GenBank genome assembly. Lineage: Eukaryota; Oomycota; Peronosporomycetes; Peronosporales; Peronosporaceae.
AUGCAGGGCUUAGCCCCAAAGAGUACCAUACCUAAAGUUAUGGUGCGUGUACACAAGUCUGGCUUGUUGGUCGCCGAGGCGAAAAUUAAGGGCUUCGAGAAGCCUUGGUCGAUAUUGAUCGAUUCUGGAGCGUCUUGCAAUUAUACUCGAUGCCGUUCCCUUGAGGGAAGUCAGCGUUAUGCUGAGACGCUUACAGCGCAUGAGGGUGAUUCUAUCACGGUUCGUUUAGCGACUGGAAGUCGCGUAACGGUGCCUAAAGUUCCAUUGAACUUAGGUAUAAAGUUUUUAGACUUUGACAGUAUUGAGCGCUGUCUUGUCCUAGAUUUAGACUCGAGAUAUGAUCUCAUCCUAGGUAUGGCUUGGCUUGAGCGCCAUGAGCCAUGGAUUGAUUGGAGGUCUAAGACCUUAGGCGCUACGCGUAAUGCUCCUAGCGAAGCUUUGGAAAGUCAUGAACCCACCUUUGCUAGGAAACAGAAGCGCUAUUGGCGCGAGCGUUUGACAGAAGAUGUCAAUGUGCUGGAUAUUGGAAUGUUUGAGUUAUUUAACUCCAACGUUAAAAACGUAAGUUUCGAGCCUAGCUCGUCUAAAACUAGUGAAACGGCACGUACUCCGUUGAGUGGUACUCGUUGUGAUAACGAGUCACUGCAUGCUGAAAGCAUGGUUGGCCUAGGGCCGAGUGAUCAAGGAUGUGAUUCCUUUGAUGUGUGUAUGGAGGCACGUGAAACUACACCGAGUGCGGUCGGCCGUGAGAGCACCGCACUGAAUGUCGGUAAUGACAUUUUUGGCCAUAUGCCAUUUAGUGUGGGCGGCCGUGAGGGCACCACGCUUAGCGCCGGUAAUGGCGUUGUUGGCGAUUCGCCAUAUGGUGUGGGCGGCCGUGAGGGCACCACACCUAAUGUCAGUAAUGACACUGUUGGCGAUACGCCGUAUAGAGUGGACGGCCGUGAGGGCACCACACCUAAUGUCGGUCAAGACAAAAGCUCUCGUGUAGAGCGUACUAUGGUUGGUAGUAACCAUGGGGACAAUAUUGUCCCGACCCCUAAGGGGUGUAAGGUCUCGAAGAGACAAUCGAGACGCCGAGUAGCAGCUGUAAAGCGCCAGGCGUCCUCACAGUGA